UGCUGGGCCACAAGUCCCUCCUGCACCCUCCUCCGGAUCACAGCCCUCUGCUCCUGGCCCCUGAGCAGCAGCAUGUGGCCGCUGUGGCUCUGCUGGGUGCUCUGGGUGCUGGCCUUGGCCGGCCCCACGGCGGCCCUGACGGAGAAGCAGAUCCGGGCCAGCCUGCUGCAGCGGCUGCAGCUCAGCGAGGUGCCCGUCCUGGACAAGGCCGACGUGGAGGAGCUGGUCAUCCCUGCCCACGUGAGGGCCCAGUACGUGGCCCUGCUGCAGCACAGCCACAGGGUCCUCUCCCGCGGGAAGAGGUUCAGCCAGAAAUUCCGAGAGGUGGCCGGCAGGCUCCUGGCGUUGGAGGCCUCCACGCACCUGCUGGUGUUCGGCAUGGAGCAGCGGCUGCCGCCCGACAGCGAGCUGGUGCAGGCUGUGCUGCGGCUCUUCCAGGAGCCGGUCCCCAAAGCCGCGCUCCGCAGGCACGAGAGGCUCUUCCCGCGCAGCGCCCGGGCCCGGGUCACCGUCGAGUGGCUGCGCGUGCGCGACGACGGCGCCAACCGCACGUCCCUCAUCGACUCCAGGCUCGUGUCCCUCCACGAGAGCGGCUGGAAGGCCUUCGACGUGACCGAGGCGGUGAGCCUCUGGCAGCAGCUGAGCCGGCCCCGGCAGCCGCUGCUGCUGCGGGUGUCGGUGCAGAGGGAGCACCUGGGCCCCCUGGCCUCCGACGCCCACAGGCUCGUGCGCUUCGCCUCCCAGGCGGCGGGGGGCGCGGGGCAGCGGGAGCCCCAGCUGGAGCUGCACACCCUGGACCUGAAGGCCUACGGAGCUCAGGGCGAUUGUGACCCUGAGGCGCCAGUGACCGAGGGCACCCGCUGCUGCCGCCAGGAGACCUACAUUGACCUGCAGGGGAUGAAGUGGGCCGAGAACUGGGUCCUGGAGCCCCCGGGCUUCCUGGCCUACGAGUGUGUGGGCUCCUGCCAGCAGCCGCAGGAGUCCCUGACCUUCCAGUGGCCGUUUCUGGGGCCGCGGCAGUGCAUCGCGUCGGAGACGGCCUCGCUGCCCAUGAUCGUCAGCAUCAAGGAGGGAGGCGGGGCCAGGCCCCAGGUGGUGAGCCUGCCCAACCUGCGGGUGCGGAAGUGCAGCUGUGCCUCAGACGGGGCGCCUGUGCACAGGGAGCUGGGGCCGUAG
This is a messenger RNA of Trichechus manatus latirostris (Florida manatee), 1176 nucleotides long. RefSeq names its product left-right determination factor 2-like. NCBI's taxonomy places the organism in Eukaryota, Metazoa, Chordata, Mammalia, Sirenia, Trichechidae. The record is from RefSeq and is a predicted model, not a curated record. Gene Ontology annotation, molecular function: growth factor activity; transforming growth factor beta receptor binding; cytokine activity. The coding region runs from base 73 to 1176 and encodes 367 amino acids. Gene Ontology annotation, cellular component: extracellular region. Gene Ontology annotation, biological process: anterior/posterior axis specification. The transcript is spliced from 4 exons.